Ostreococcus tauri is the source of this 1548-nucleotide messenger RNA. RefSeq names its product tRNA-splicing ligase, RtcB. Lineage: Eukaryota; Viridiplantae; Chlorophyta; Mamiellophyceae; Mamiellales; Bathycoccaceae. Gene Ontology annotation, molecular function: RNA ligase (ATP) activity. Gene Ontology annotation, biological process: tRNA splicing, via endonucleolytic cleavage and ligation. The transcript has a single exon. Gene Ontology annotation, cellular component: tRNA-splicing ligase complex; nucleus. The record is from RefSeq and is a predicted model, not a curated record. The coding region runs from base 1 to 1548 and encodes 515 amino acids.
AUGGCGCCCGCGACCGAGGCCGCGCCCGCGCGCACGUACGACGACGAGGCCGCGUACGUCACCGUCGAUGACGCCCACCGCGUGCGCGUCGCGCGCGGAUUCGUCCCGAACAUGCGCGUCGAUGGCGUCGUGUACGUCAACGCCGCGCUCCGGGCGUUAGUGCUCGAGGAAUUGGCGGCGUACUGCGACGCGACGGCGCACCGAGGGGGUGGAUACUCCCCGGCGUUGAAGCAGAUCGCGAACGUGGCGGCGCUGCCGGGGGUGGUGGGGGCGUCGAUCGCGUUGCCGGACGUGCACAGCGGGUACGGGUUCGCGAUUGGAAACGUGGCGGCGUUCGACGUCGGGGACGAGACGUCCAUCGUGUCGCCGGGUGGGGUUGGAUUCGAUAUAAAUUGUGGCGUGCGGUUGUUGCGGACGAAUUUGACGGAGGCGGAGGUUGGACCGGUGAAGGAAGCGCUGGCGCAGUCGUUGUUUGAUCACAUACCGGUGGGCGUGGGGAGUCGCGGGAUCAUUCCGACGACGCCGGCGGCGCUGGAGGCGGUGCUGGAGAUGGGGAUGGACUGGAGUUUGAGAGAAGGGUACGCGUGGGCGGAGGAUAAGGAGCACACGGAGGAGUACGGACGGAUGCUGAACGCGGAUCCGAGCAAGGUGAGCGCUCGGGCCAAAAAGCGCGGCUUGCCGCAAAUGGGAACGCUCGGCGCCGGGAAUCACUACGCGGAGAUACAGGUCGUGGACGAGAUUUACGACGAGUUCGCGGCCAAGAAGAUGGGCAUCGAUCGCGUCGGUCAAGUUUGUAUCAUGAUUCAUAGCGGAAGUCGAGGAUUGGGGCACCAGGUGGCGACGGAUUCGCUCACCGCGAUGGAACGCGCGAUGGAGCGCGACGGGAUCGAGGUGAACGAUCGACAGCUCGCGUGCGCGCGCAUCAGCAGCCAGGAGGGACAAGACUACCUCGCCGCGAUGGCGUGCGCGGCGAACUAUGCCUGGGUCAACCGCUCGAGCAUGACGUUCUUGUGCCGUCAAGCGUUUGCGAAAAUGUUUGGUAAGCCUCCGGACGAGCUCGACAUGCACGUCGUGUACGACGUGUCGCACAACAUCGCUAAAUUUGAGGAACACAUGGUCGACGGAGAGAUGAAAACGCUCCUGGUGCAUCGUAAGGGGAGCACGCGCGCGUUCCCGCCGCAUCACCCGUUGAUUCCCGUGGACUAUCAGUACACGGGCCAACCGGUUUUGAUCGGUGGCACGAUGGGGACGUGUUCGUACAUCCUCACGGGCACGGAGAAAGGCAUGCGCGACACAUUCGGCUCAACGUGUCACGGUGCCGGUCGCGCGCGAAGCAGAAACAAAUCCCGACACGUUCUUCAGUACGAAGAUGUCUUGGAAAAACUCAAGACGAAGGGGAUCGCCAUUCGCGUCGCAUCGCCCAAGCUCGUCAUGGAGGAGGCGCCCGAGUCGUACAAGGACGUCACCGAGGUCGUGAACACGUGCCACGACGCGGGGAUCUCAAAGAAGUGCGUCAAAUUACGACCCAUCGCCGUAGUCAAGGGAUAA